Hermetia illucens (black soldier fly) is the source of this 475-nucleotide messenger RNA. RefSeq lists its product as uncharacterized. Lineage: Eukaryota; Metazoa; Arthropoda; Insecta; Diptera; Stratiomyidae. Bases 200 to 409 code for a protein of 69 amino acids. The record is from RefSeq and is a predicted model, not a curated record. The transcript has a single exon.
GAUUGAUAACAACCAUCUAAAUAUUAAAUAGCUUCCCCUGUCAAGUAAUUAACAUAAACAACGGUCGUCCGAUUCGGCUUGCCCAAGUGUCAGAAUGACAUCCACAUAACCUAUCUUUCCCAACAGAGUAUCAGCUGCACUUGAUCAGGAAGCCCCAGUUCGAUUUAUUCACCCGCCUUCGCUUAACAUAACAAACAAAAUGAAGAAACCCAGACAGAACCAUUUGUUAGACAGGUUGCACCGAGGAGUCGUCAUCAGCUGCAUAGGAUUGACACUGUACGGGUCGUAUCUGCUUGGAGCGCGGGUCUACAGGUACUUCACAGUUAUCCGACCGGCCAUCAAGGAGGCGGAGCUUAAGCGGAUCGAGGAGCAAUCCUCGCUAGAUAAGGCCCCCGAGCUGAAAGCGUAGAUUUAGUUCUCGAUUUGUAACUAGUUGACAUUUUAUUGUAUAUAAAAGUUAGUGUAUUAUGUAAAA